Cadophora gregata is the source of this 924-nucleotide messenger RNA. RefSeq lists its product as uncharacterized. Bases 1 to 924 code for a protein of 307 amino acids. The transcript has 5 exons. The record is from RefSeq and is a predicted model, not a curated record. NCBI's taxonomy places the organism in Eukaryota, Fungi, Ascomycota, Leotiomycetes, Helotiales, Ploettnerulaceae.
AUGUCUAGCUACGACAAUGACAACAACAAUUCCGGUUCGUACGGAAGCGGGAACAAUGAUUCCUAUGGCAGCAGUGGACGUAAUAAUGAUGACUCCUAUGGGUCUUCUGGUCGAGGAAAUGAUAGUUACGGCUCCUCUGAUCGUCAGGGAGGUGACAGCUAUGGAUCCGGAAACACCGGUUCCAAUGAGUACGGGUCUUCGACAGACCGCACCGGAGGAUCUGGGUUUGGAAGCAACGACAACACCACCUCAUCUGACAAUUAUGGAUCUUCAGGACGAGGAAACAAUGAUUCUUCUGACACAUAUGGAUCGUCAGGCCGUGAUAACACAUCUGGUGGCUAUGGAGGGUCCUCAAACGAAGAUACCUUAGGGUCAUCGGGACGCAACACAGACAAUUAUGGAAGUGGAAACACUGGAUCUGACUCUUAUGGAUCUGGCAACAAAACCAGUGGUUACGGAGGCUCCAAUGAUGAUAAUCUUGGCUCAUCUGGCCGCAACACAGACUCCUACGGAAGUGGAAACACUGGAUCGGACUCCUACGGUUCAGGAAACAAGACGUCGAGCUCUGACAACUAUGGAUCGUCCAACACCGAUACCUACGGCUCAGGCAACAAGUCCAGCUCAGACAACUACGGAUCCUCGAACACUGACACAUACGGCUCCACCAACACUGGCUCGGACUCAUACGGCUCUGGUAACAAGACCUCUGACACCUACGGCUCAUCCAACACGGAUAACUACGGCAGCUCCAAUAUCGACCACGACUCCAAGUCGAAAGACUCCACCUCUGGCAAAAUCUUGGAGAAGGUUGGUGGUAUGUUGAAGAAUGAGAACUUGCAGGAGAAAGGGGCUGCCAAGCGUGCUGCUGCUGGUAAUGACAAUGACAACAGCUAUGGAAGCGGGAACAACAACAAUGACUACUAG